CCAUGUUGCGGCGCUUUAUGCGUGCGGCCGUUCGCGCCGCGCUCAGCUCUUCCGCGGUUCCACAGCACCGCCCGGCACCGCGCCAUGUGUGCUCCGCGCCGCCGGACAGCGUGGGGCGGCUGCAGGCAUCGCACUACCGCCUGGUGUACACCUGCAAGGUUUGCCGGCGCCGCUCGGCGCAGAACAUUUCCCGCCUGGCCUACAGCCGCGGCGUCGUCAUCGUCACGUGUCCCGGCUGC
Messenger RNA from Meleagris gallopavo (turkey), 239 nucleotides. The record is from RefSeq and is a predicted model, not a curated record. NCBI's taxonomy places the organism in Eukaryota, Metazoa, Chordata, Aves, Galliformes, Phasianidae.